Messenger RNA from Sorex araneus (European shrew), 10111 nucleotides. RefSeq names its product glutamine and serine rich 1 (gene QSER1). The record is from RefSeq and is a predicted model, not a curated record. The coding region runs from base 256 to 5931 and encodes 1891 amino acids. Lineage: Eukaryota; Metazoa; Chordata; Mammalia; Eulipotyphla; Soricidae. The transcript is spliced from 13 exons.
GCCGCUUCGCUGACGCCCAGCUGCGGCCUGGCCCGCGCGCGCGUCGCGGCGGCCCGGGUGCCCCCCGCCACGCACUGGCCCAGCCCGCCCUCCGCCCAGCCCGCGCGCCGGGGCCAUGUGAGGGGGCAGCUCCCUCGGUCGCCGCCUCCUCCUCCUCUUCCUCCCCCCCGCCCCCUCCCUCCCCUCCCGCCCCCCUCGCUCGGGGCCCUGGAGGAGCCCCCGCUGCAGCCCGCCCUCCCCUGAGCAACCCCCACGAUGGACAGGAACUACGCGACCUCCGGCUUCGCCGAGCCGCCGCCGCCGCCGCCCGCGCCCCCCGUCGCCCCCGCCAGCGCCGCCGCGCCACCCCCCGCCCCUGCCUGGGCCUACGAACCCCGCGCGAUCGCCGCCACCAGCAGCAGCAACGGCGGCGGCAGCGGCGGCGGCGGCGGCGGCAGCAGCAGCGGUAGCGGCGGCGGCAGCGGCGGCAGCAGCCCCAGCCUCAAGCCCAGUUUAAGCUAUGAAGAAGGACAUCCCUCACACUCUGAAACAGAUCUCCUGCAGAGACAGACCUUUGCAGCCUCUCACCAGCUUCCUGGAUAUACUUCCACACCUCAGCCAACUGGUAAAGAUUCUCAUGUGCACUAUUUGAACAGUCUUGGCACAGUUGGUCAGUCUAAAGGUCUUUCUGGAAUAUUUGAUACUAGUGUGAACGGUGCCAGCAGUAACAGUAAAGAAUCUUCGGUGAUGAAUUUUCUCUCUGCUGUUGAAUCUCGAACUGCUCAGGCUGCUUCUUCAGGAACUACUCUUUUACCACAAUUCAGGGCUCCAUCCUGGCAGACAGGUAUGCAUUCUUCAUCGGCAGCUGAGCUUUUUGUUACUGGACCUUUGCCAACCACUGGAACACUUCCACCUUCUGCGCUCUCUGCUUAUCAGCAUCCUACUACCUUUAGCAAUAGAAACUUCGCUACCACCUCACCUUUGGUGCUUCCAGAUUCAACUUUUAACACUACAUCAAAUGGAAUUUUAAGUCCUCAUGAUCCUUUGCUGUCAAUCAAGACUUCCCAGGGAACUAUUCCAACUGCUUUGGCAUUUGAGCGUCUGGGAAAUUCUGCAUUAAGUAACAGCGUACCACCUCAGUCAUCGACAUAUCGCUCAGCUCAAGAAUCUGCACCCCAUCUUUUACAACCUCAAUUUAGUUUGUUGCCUUCAGCACUGGGAGGAGCCCAGCAGACUCCUCAAGCCUACAAUUCAACUCUCUUUAAUAGUUCAACUGCGUCCAUUGAUAGAGCUCUUCUUCGAGAAUGUAGUGUUAUCAAACACCAUCAGAGGCCUUCAGGUACCCAGUCUAUUCAGGCACAACUGACUGGUCCACAGCAUUCCUUACAUAGUUAUCUUCCAAAUGCAAGUGUAGUUAAUUUUCAGGAAACAACUAGGCAGCCAUCUUUAUCCUGUAGCCCAAUAGGAGAUUCUACUCAGGUGAGCAAUGGAGGAUUACAACAAAAACCCUCCCAAGUCUCUGUGGAACUUGAUCAGUCUUAUUCAUCUGCAAUUCCGUCAUCAGGAUAUCCUCCUCAUUCUACUACAGAAGUAAAGAGCUGUCCUACGAAACAACCACUAAUAUCUACUAAGACCCUUAAACCUCAGAGUGUAAUUCCUCCUGUGCAAACACUAAGCUAUUCAAAAACUUUACAUAACCAGAGUUCUGUAGUAUCAGGCCAAGCACAAAUAUAUUCUACAGCGCAGCUACCAAGCCUUUUAUCUGUUAGUCAGUCUCAAAAUUAUGGUUUAGUACAGCCACAUAAUGUGCCAUCAAUUGUUCAUUCACAGGUUUAUAGGUCCAGCAAAGUAGAGAAGAUGCCACCUUUAUAUAAAACAUUGACUUUUUCUGGAUCAUCUCAGACUUCUGAAAACCAGACACUAAAUUAUUCGUCUAAUCAGCAAGAGGUAUUAUCUCCAGUUACAAAUGAGAAUUACCCUGCUCAAACAAGAGAUCUGUCUUCAGUUAGCCAGUCUCAGAGUUAUUCAUCUGGUCAUGCUCAGGGUUUAUCACCAGUUAGCCAGACACAGGCUAGCUAUUCAUCUCAAUCACAAGUUUUGUCAGUUGUUAGUCCUUCAGAAAGCUAUGCUUCAGGGCAGUCCCUAACAUUAACAGCCCCUUCUCUUUCAUAUUCUUCUGCCUCUCGGGCUCAGAAUUUGCCAGAUUCUAGCCCAACACAGAAUUACAUUUCCGUGCAUUCUUCCCAAAAUGUUCAGACUCAAGGGUCAUCUCCUCCUCAAUCCCAAAAGUUUUUGCCUGUUGUCCAGUCACCAUCUUUUGCAUCCUCUACCCAUUGUCAGACUUUACAGGAUAAUAUACCAUCCCCUGAUCCAAAGACCUAUGCAGAAAGGAAACUUGAUUCAACUGUGUACACACCUUCCAAGCAAGAAGGUGAUUUUCCAAUGCAAGAGUUACCGGUAUUACAGCCACAAGUAUCUCUUGAGUCUUCGACCCAAAGGCUUUCAGAUGGGGAAAUUAAUACUCAAGAAUCUGCUUAUAAAGUGUCAAAGGCAGAUGACAGAUAUUCCCAGAGUGUAAUCAGAAGUAAUUCCCGUCUUGAAGAUCAAGUUGUUGGGAUUGCCUUGCAGGGAUCCAAAAAAGAAGAAAGCGUGGUUGGUUCAGUGACACAACUUAACCCAACAAUUGGGCAAGUCAGUAAUGCCGCAACCCUUGAUAUGAAGAAGGCAGCUAAUUUAAUGCAGACCCCACAAAUAAGGUUGAAUGCUAAAGACCUGAGCCAGCAGCAUUCUCUUAUUCAUAAGGUACAUGAGACUAAGGUCCAGGAACAGCACGAUCAAAUAAUCAAUCCCUCAUCUCAGAUUCAAAUUCCAAAUCAUGCCUUAGGGCAUGGCCAUCAAGCAACCCUUCCCAAUACACAGGUCCUUUUAGAUCCUGCCUGUGAUUUACAGAUUCUUCAGCAGUCAAUACUGCAGGCAGGUUUAGGACCAGUAAAGGCAUCUCUGCAAGUACAGUGUGUUCAAAGUCCUCAACAAAUAGUACAUCCUUUUCUUCAAAUGGAUAGUCAUAUUCAGAGCAAUGGUGAUCCUUCUCAACAACAGCAGCUCCAUCCUCAGAAUUCUGAAAUUAUGAAAAUGGACCUUUCAGAAUCUUCAAAACCAUUGCAUCUAACAACAAAGGAUCAUUUUAGUGAAACAAAUCAGCAUGAUUCAAAGAAUCAGUUUGUGUCUCUUGGAUCAAUAUGUUUCCCAGAGGCAAUGCUUCUUGGUGAUGAAAGGAAUAUUUUAUCAAAUGUAGAUGAUAUUUUAGCUGCUACAGCAGUAGCUUGUGGGGUCACACCUUCUGAUUUUAGCAAGGCAACGUCAAAUGCAGCCAUUCCGACUGUCGAAGAUGGUGAUUCUAAAUCUCAUUUUCAACAGCCAUUAAAUGUAGGACCUGUGACUUCAGAUUUUAACUCCAUCACUGCUGCAGUAGGCAAGCCACAGACUCUAAGUGAUAUUUCUUUAAAUGGAAAUCAGGUUACUGUAAACCUUUCACCAGUGUCUAGCCUUCAGUCAAAAAUGACUCUUGAUCAACAGCAUGUUGAAACAUCUUGUCAAAGUAGAACAUCUAAAGUAAUUUCUCCAGGGGUUGGAUCAAGUCAUGAAGUUCAGGAGACAAGUUCUGGCCCAUUCAAAACAGAGUCUGCUGCCAAUCAAGAAUCUGAAGAGGACAACGAGGUUCCUGUUGAUAGUGCGUUAAAUAGUAACAGAAACCAAGAAUUUGUCUCUAGUAGUAGAAGUAUAAGCGGAGAGAGUGCUACAUCAGAGAGCGAAUUCACCUUAGGAGGCGAUGACGGUGGUGGACCUGUGAACCCCUCUCGGAGCACACUUGCACUGUUGACCAUGGCUCAGCCUGGGGAUACAGUCGGUGGGAAGCUGGAAGAAGAAAACCAAGAUUUAAUGCAUCUCAACCUUCAGAAGAAAAAAACGAAAGGAAAAGGGCAAACUAAAGAAGACGACAGCAGUAAUCAAAAACAGCUGAAAAGACCUGCCCACCACAAACGCCAGAACCCAAGGGGAGCAGAUACCUAUUUCCCCUAUACUCCUCCUUCCUCAGAAAGCUGCCAUGAAGGUUAUCAGCAUCAAGAAAAAAUGAGACAGAAAAUCAGAGAAGUGGAGGAAAAACAGCCAGAAGUCAAGACAGGAUUUAUUGCCUCUUUCUUAGAUUUUCUGAAGUCGGGGCCCAAGCAGCAGUUUUCCACUCUUGCUGUGCGAAUGCCAAACAGGACCAGACGAUCAGGGACCCAGAGUGUUCGUACAUUUUGUCCCCCAUCACUUCCAAAGACCUCGUCUACAGCACCCACACCUUUUGUACCUGAAACUGGAAGUAAUAGCCCAUCAGAAAAAGCGGAUAAUGAACUGAAGAACUUGGAACCUUUAUCUUCAUUUUCUUCUGAUGAAGAAGACCCUGGAGUAUGCGGUCAGGAUAGUCAUAAAAGCUCCUCUACCACUUUAACUUCUUCGGAUGCUCCUUCCGAUAAAAAGAAGAAAACAGAAGCCAUACAAGUAGCAGCCACUAGCUCAGCUGCCAACACUGCUGGUUCUGCUACUCCGUCUUCUACCACUGCGGGCGUAGUGAAGCCAGACCCUCCCUACUCAGCUUCAUCCACAGUAAAUAACUUGGAAAAUACGAAUUCUGCAGAACCCCCAAAACCUGUUGAACUUGAUAGUCUUCCUUUGGACCAGUUUGCAAAAGGACAAGACACUAUAGCCAUAGAAGGUUUUACAGAUGAGGAGAAUACAGAAAGUGGAGGAGAAGGCCAAUACAGAGAACGUGACGAAUUUGUUGUAAAGAUAGAAGAUAUAGAGACUUUUAAGGAAGCUUUACAAACAGGGAAAGAACCUCCAGCUAUUUGGAAAGUACAAAAAGCUUUAUUACAGAAAUUUGUUCCUGAAAUUCGAGAUGGACAAAGAGAAUUUGCUGCUACAAAUAGUUACCUUGGAUACUUUGGAGAUGCAAAGAGUAAAUACAAAAGGAUAUAUGUGAAGUUCGUUGAAAGUUCAAACAAAAAGGAAUAUGUUAGAGUCUGUUCCAAAAAACCAAGAAAUAAGCCUUCGCAAAAUAUCAGAACUGUUCCAUCAAAACCAAGUAGUAGCAGUAAAACUUCUGACCCUCCAACACCAAAAACUGUGACUACAAAAACCCCUUCUGUGAAACCCAAAGUUAAGCAGCUGAAAGUAAAAGCUGAGCCACCACCAAAGAAACGGAAGAAAUGGAAAGAAGAAUUUUCAUCAUCCCAAUCUGAUUCAUCUCCUGAGAUUCAUUCUAAUAGUAGCGAUAAUGAGGAAUUUGAUCCUCCAGCUCCCCUGGUCACUCGUUUUUUGAACACAAGAGCCAUGAAGGAAACCUUUAAGAGCUACAUGGAAUUGCUUGUUAGCAUUGCUCUGGAUCCUGACACAAUGCAAGCCUUGGAGAAGAGCAAUGAUGAGCUACUUUUGCCUCAUAUGAAAAAAAUAGAUAGUAUGCUGAAUGAUAACAGAAAGAGACUUCUUUUGAAUCUUCAUUUGGAUCAGCCGUUUAAGAAUGCUUUGGAAAGCUUUCCUGAGUUAACGAUAAUUACUCGAGACUCUAAGGCAAAAAGUGGGGGAUCGGCUAUUCCUAAAAUCAAAAUGAAUGGCAAAGCUUAUAAUAAGAAAACUCUAAGAACUUCUAAGACAACCUCUAAAUCUACACAGGAGUUUGCUGUUGAUCCAGAGAAGAUCCAGUUGUAUUCUUUGUAUCAUUCACUCCAUCAUUAUAAAUAUCAUGUUUAUCUUAUAUGUAAAGAUGAGAUUUCGUCUGUGCAGAAAAAAAAUGAAGAUUUAGGGCAGGAAGAAAUUGUUCAACUUUGUAUGAAAAAUGUGAAAUGGGUGGAAGACCUAUUUGAAAAAUUUGGAGAACUUCUAAAUCAUGUACAGCAGAAAUGUUCCUAACAUUUCCGCAAAAAUCCCACCUACUUGAGAUAGCACUCAUAACAAGGCGCCGCGGGGUGGUCAGAGAGGGUCUAGGGCCUCAGAUAACCGAUGUUCAGCGUAGUCUCCUGCAGGCACACCUGCUUUGAUCGUGGAAUUUGCAUCGUGACCUCUGCUCAAGGACAGUGGUGCUGCCAAGGAAGUCACUCCUUCGGAAGUGGACCUAAAUCCCAACCACAUUUUUAUUCGAAUGAAUGAUUUUUCUAUUUUGUAAAUCAUCGAGGAACUGAGUUUUAUUUUCAGAAAUGGUUUUUGACAAAUGAUGAAGCAUGCACUAAAUAUAAUUUUUUCUUUAUUGCUAGAGAGAUAACACUUAAGUAACUUUGUUUUUGUUUUUGUUGUUCUGUUUUGUUUUCUGUUUUCCCUGUCUGACGAAACACCAGAAUGAAAGAGAGGUGGCAGAAAGCGUGUGUUUGUAUCAUGUCUUGCCACACAAGCGGACGUGUUGUACAAUAUGUAAAAGGGAUCUGGUGUUAUGUGACAUUCUGUAUGAGAAUAUCAUCAAUUUAAAAUAUAAAAUUCAGAAACUACAUUCUGCUUUAUGAACUCCUUUUACUCUUAACAUGUUCAGGAAACUGGAUAUGGAUUUUGGUGCAAUUAUGUGACUGCUUUUUAUGUCAAAUUAUAUUGUGAUUAAAAAUAACAGUGACAUACUAUUUUACCUAUCUCAAAGAAAAGUAUUUUCCUUUAUACUGUUUUUCCUUUGGAAAAUUUUUCACUUGUACUUUUUAUUUCACUGGUAGUUGUAUUUUUCACAAGAAAUAUUGUGGUUAUAAUUAUGUUUGUAUUUUCUACUAUACUUUUAUUAUUUUCAGUAAAUUUUAUUUAGUUAUAUAUUGAAUUUCUGUUGACUUCUAUCUUGAGGUAACCUUUUUGUUGUUGUUUAAACAGACUUGCUUCAGUGUUAUCCAGAAUAUGCAUUCAGUACCAGAAUUAGUGUAGCUUUAUAAAUGGGGCUGUGUUAGACACUGCAUUGAUUUUCUAAUUCAUGAAAGUAGAUUUCUCAUUAAACUAGCACUUGAUUGACUGGUUUGUUAAAAUAAGAAUCUAGGCACAUUUUCCUAUGAAAGAAAUAAAAUUCAUAAUCAGAAUACAUGCAGUGUAAAACACAACCACCUGAUUCUUAGAACUGGAAGUGGCAGACCUCUCCUUUUGGUGCCUUUCAGACCUCUAUACAUACUAUUGUAGCUUUCUUUAGUUCAUAGUAUUUCAAGUAGAUUAGCUGAGACAGUGAAUGUAUUAGGUUCGACAUGACCUUGUGUUUUAUUUGUGUUUGCCAACAGGAUGCCUUAUUUGUUUGAGAAAAAAGUUUUACUAGUGUUCUAUGAGAUUUCCUUUUUUUGGAUUCUAAAGAAAUUGUUAAUCAUCAUAUGUUUGUUUCUUUUAACACCAUUUAGUGCCUUAAGUCCUAUCAAGAAAGCAGUGUUACUGCUGAUUGCCCAAAUAAGAGGUGCUUAUGUAGAUUUUGCUGUUGUCUUGAUGUUGAAGUAAAAGGCCAAUUUCUUAUACUUAAGCUGCAAAAGCAAACUGAAGGUAACUUUAGACUUGAUUUGAGAAUAAAAGACUGUUACAUUUGGUAAAAAUUAGUAUUUGAGUUAAGCUUACAUAUUUAUUUAUGAUGGUUAUCUUAUUAAAAGCAAUAAUCCUAAUCAAAUAAUCCUUGUAUCAGACAAGAUCCUCAAUAAUAGCAGUUUCUCUCAAGGAUUAAAUGUUUCAAUUCUAAAAGCUACUUUUUAAAAGCUUGCUUAGACACCUUUUUUUAUAGAUAAAAGUAAUCUAAUUAGAUUCUUGAAGUUAAUUUUGCUAAGUGGGUAAGAGUAAGAAGCAGCCAUAUUUCUUUCUGAGAUGAACUCUGGACGAAAUUGGUUUCUUUCCAAAGCCAAGAGUGAUCACUGUUACCUCCUAAUGGACUAUUCGAAGUAUAUGUUUUUAUAUUGCUUCCCAGCUUACUUUCCUGAAUAAUUAAUGGUUUAAAUAUUUCUAAUAGCCAUCUUGUAUUUGGAUAGAUUCUGAAGUAUAUUUUCAAACUCACUAGCUUUAUUUUCUUCAUGAAAAGAUCUACAAAAAAUGUUUCCCUAAAGUUAAUCUGUACAAAAUAAUCAUUUUCUUUUCAACUACUGUUACCCUCUUAUUGUUUGCAGUUGUACUAAUUUUGGCCAAACUAAUGUUUUCAUAAUAUCAGAAGCCAAGUCUGUGAUGUUUCUAGAGGAGAAAUACUGUUUUGCACCAUCCUCACUUGACACAUCGCCUAUCGAACUUUGGCUUUAGAGAAAAGUGAAAUUCUCAUUUUGACAGCCGAAAAUGAAUCCUUUUUUUUGUAUGAAGUUGAGUAAAUACUUAGCUGGCUAGCAUUCACAUUCCUUGUCAGGUCUUCAAAAUUUAUAAUAUAGUCAUAAUUUAAAGAUGUAGCUACAGUUAAAAAGGUAAAGCACAUAAUAAUUGCCACAACCAGGGUCGGAGUGAUUAGUAUAGCGGGUAAGGCAUUUGCCUUGCACAUGGCUGACCCAGGUUGGAUCCCUGGCAUCCCAUAUCAUCUCCUGAGCACUGCUAGGAGUAAUUUCUCAGUGCAGAACCAGGAAUAACCCCUGAGCAUUGCCGGGUAUGACCUAAAAUAAAAAGAGAGAAAGAGCAUAUUGCCACAACCUAGAAGGACAUUUUUAAGUCAGGUUAAACAUGCCUACCUGCAAAUACCUGAAACUAACAGAAAAAAAACUAUUUCAUUGGUGUUUAUUUCUUGUUCAGUUUAGUGGUGGGAGAAGCAACCUCCUUGUUCCUUCUUGCAUGAUAACCCAGUUUUGUACUUGAUCCUCGAAUGACAUCACAAAUUUAUGAGUUAGAAGUCAACCAUAGAUAUUGCCUGUUUUUGUAAAAUUACAUUGUCCAAUAGAGAACAUCAGUAAAAGGAAAAAUCUCUGCUUAAGAUGGCCUUAAAAGUCUUUAAAUUUCUCCACUUCUUUUUCUAAAAUUGAAAAUAUAUAUGUACUGGAGAGAUAGCUCAGAGGACUGGACAUGCUCUGCAUGAAGGAAGGAGCACUGGAAGUGGUUCCUGAGCACUGCAGGGUGUGACCCAAAUCAAAACCAGCCAGAAAAAGAGACACAGAUGACUUAUCCAGUCUUGUUUUCAAAUCUUUCCUUGUGUUUUUAAAUAUCUCACUUUUCAGGGCUGAUGAGAUAUGACCUUGGUAAGGCCUUGCACAUGGCUUACCCAGGCUCAGUCACUGGCACCCAUAUGACACCUCCCCCUCAGAGUGAUCCCUGAGCAUUACAGAGUGUCCCUGAGCAUCAUCCAUAUGAUACCUCCCCCCCCCCCCCCAGAGUGAUCCCUGGUCCCAAAACAAAGAUUAAAAAAAAAAGUCUCACUUUUAUUUUAAUAUACAUUUAUUUUAAUUACGUAGCUACUAUCCAACCUGUGACUUUGAAGAUACAUUCAUAAACCGGUGCAGUUGAAAGGUUAUUGAGUCACUUUAGUCCCCAAAAGUUGCUUCGGAUAUGAACAUUAUGGAUUUUAUUGCAUUUAUAGGAUGCAGCUUUUGUUUUAAACCGUACUUCUGUUUCUCAAAAAAUGUUUUUCAAGUAGUUUGAAAUAUUCCAGAAUAGCUGUGACUUUGUCAGUUGCUUUUCAUAUGUAACUGCACAAAUGUACACAAAUGUGAUAGUGAACAAUGUACACUAUUGGUUGUGCAUAAACUUACAUGUGCAUCUUUGAUAUCUGUAUUCACAAAUGCAUGUUUUCACAAAUCACCUUUAUAAGUGAAAAUAUUGAAAUCAAGGAUACAAGGAAACUUGCAUUUGUAGUCCAGAGUUUUAAGUGGUCCAUAACACAAUGUAUGGAAAUGUGAAAGACAAUUUUGUAUAUCUGUUUGUUACUAACUCAGAUCAUUAAAAUGAGAACAAUUUUUUAAACAACAAGAGCAGAAUGUUUUGGGGUUUGGUUUCUGUUGUCAAGAAUUGUGUGAUUCAACAACAUCAUGAUGUAGAUUCCUAACAACAUACAUCAUGUUUGUAGAAUCUUAAAGUUAUUAGGUACAAAUGGUGUAGGCCCCAUCUCAUUUUUGCAAAUGAUUAAGUCAGCCUUAUUGAUGAUAUUUAAUAAUAAUAAUAAUAAAUAAUAUAUUGGUACUUAAAGUUUUAUGUCAUUUUA